CCUCAUUUUGGCAGAAAGUACAAUGUCGACCAGCCGCAAAUUAAAGAGUCCCAGCAUGAGGAAGGGCAAGAACCAAGCUCCUCACAAGGGAGUCAAGAGAGGUGGCAGCAAAAGAAAAUACCAGAAGGGCAGCCUGAAGAGUAGCAAGCGGUACAAUGACGCCAAUUGCAAUUCCCGCUCCCACUUGUGACUCCACCAGCGGGCUCUGCCCUGGUGGACUUCAAACGACACCAGGCAGCAACAGAGAACAGAAGGGGGACUGCCAAGGAGAUCUGAAGUUAGAUCAAAGCCAGAGAAGAGCCUAUCAUGUGGAUAAAAUGUCAGUCGUGACGAAGUGAGGAAUGUAUAUAUGUUGGCUGUUUCUCCCCAACAUUUCAAUAAACAUUUGAAAACUGAA
This is a messenger RNA of Lipotes vexillifer (Yangtze River dolphin), 397 nucleotides long. It is a transcript of the gene TNP1, whose product is annotated as transition protein 1. NCBI's taxonomy places the organism in Eukaryota, Metazoa, Chordata, Mammalia, Artiodactyla, Lipotidae. Gene Ontology annotation, cellular component: nucleosome; male germ cell nucleus. The transcript is spliced from 2 exons. Gene Ontology annotation, biological process: chromatin remodeling; spermatogenesis; spermatid nucleus elongation. Gene Ontology annotation, molecular function: DNA binding. The record is from RefSeq and is a predicted model, not a curated record. The coding region runs from base 23 to 190 and encodes 55 amino acids.